This is a messenger RNA of Plasmodium gonderi, 849 nucleotides long. Its product is annotated as GTP-binding protein. The coding region runs from base 1 to 849 and encodes 282 amino acids. The transcript is spliced from 6 exons. Gene Ontology annotation, molecular function: GTP binding. The record is from RefSeq and is a predicted model, not a curated record. NCBI's taxonomy places the organism in Eukaryota, Apicomplexa, Aconoidasida, Haemosporida, Plasmodiidae.
AUGAUAACGAAGGUCUCAAGGUUACUGUUUAAGGAAGAGACAUCAUCAGGAAAAAAGCCCUACCUGGCGAAACCAUUCCUUAAUAUCAAUUUUUUAAACACGGAAGAAACUCCAUUUUGGCUAACCGAUGAACAACAUAUUAAAAAGUGUAAUUCAAUAUUUAGUUCAAAAAUAAUUGCCUACCCAGUUUAUGUAGCCCAAACUAUUCAUAAAUACAAGCCCUCCAAUGUUCCACAAAUAGCCAUAUUCGGAAGGUCUAAUGUUGGUAAAUCGAGUUUAAUCAAUUCCCUGUUGAAUAAUAGGGAAGUCGCUCAGGCAUCAAAGACACCGGGACGUACAAGGCAUUUAUUCAUUUUCAAUUUAUUAAAUUAUAUAUCCAUUGUGGAUUUACCUGGUUACGGGUUCGCAAAGGUUUCAAAAGAUAUGCGAGAUAAGUGGUCAAUCCUUAUUGAGGAAUAUUUAAAUAGAGCUGUAAAUUUGAAGCGCGCUCUGUGCUUAAUUGAAUGUACUGAAUUUUUAACACCACAUGAUUUUGUAUUGUUUGAUAUGUUAAUUACUAAGGGAAUACCCUUUCAAAUUGUUGUUACAAAAGUAGAUAAACUUCGGGCACAGGAAUUGCACAAUCUCAUGAUUAAAAUUCUCUCUAUAGUUGAAAAUUACAAAAAGAAAAUUAAGUUACUCAAUGAGCGUACAAGCAAGAAAAACUUGAGCUUCACCAAGGAUAGGGCAUACGACAUGAAAAUAAACGAAUAUUUAUUUAACGUUUCCAGUUUGAAAUAUUUCGGGAUUCAGGAAUUAAGAGCUCAUUUAGGGUUGAUAGCACUUGAUACCAUGAUUUCGAAGAAGUGA